This is a messenger RNA of Phoenix dactylifera (date palm), 2707 nucleotides long. RefSeq lists its product as uncharacterized. Lineage: Eukaryota; Viridiplantae; Streptophyta; Magnoliopsida; Arecales; Arecaceae. The record is from RefSeq and is a predicted model, not a curated record.
CCUCGUAUAAGGCCCAGGAUCUAUGCCUGGUCGCAAGGAAGUUUCUUCUCGACAACCAGGUUAAAAAAUUCGAAGCAUUGGCGUGACAAACGCGAGAAACGACGCUAGGAUUCUCACCUUCUUAUCUUAAAAAAAAAUGUACCUGUCAUGGCCGCAAGCCAGAGCUCUCUCUUCUGACAAUCCCUCCUGUUCUGAGCUCCUGUGAGCAGUUGACCGCAGACGAAGAAGUCGUCCAAAGCCGCGUCUCAUCUCCAGCCCCCCUUAUCUGCUUUGACGUAGUCGUAGACGCCAUGGCGAAGGAGCAGGACCCACCGCCAAAACCUGCGACCUUUCCUACCGCCCGGUCCUCCAUCUCGCGCUCUCUUUCUCACGCAUCCACGGCUCUGAGAAUCGAACGGGCAGCGGCCAUGAUCUCCAAGCUCGCGACUUUCCGGAGCAAGAGAACCUCCAAUCAGAAAGAUUCCAUCCACUUGUUGCAGAAGGGAAAGCAUGUGACUUCGAAGUUAGAUAUACCUUAUGGUUUAUCGAAACCAAUACUAGCUGAUGAAACAGAUUCUGAAGCAUCCUAUGGGAAACCAGUGUUGCCAAAUUCUGAUGCCUCACCUGUGGAAACGCAUAUUUCAGAUGGGAGCUCAAGCUUGAGCUCAUUCCAAAAAUAUGCCACAUAUGAUGGUAAAGAAAGCCAAACCACUUCGGUCUUAUCUGAGGAAACUGAUGCUGGCCCUUCUGUGUUGCUUCCCUACGAGGAUGCUGAAGAGCAGUUCUUGGAAGACUAUGAAGGUUACUUUCUGCACCUGUCUGUGGACAAUAUACGUAAGGAUCAAUACCCUAAGCUUGAACUGCAAAGAAUUGUCUACCUGGAUUAUGCUUCUUGCCCGUUGUACUCACGAUAUCAGCAGCAUAUGCAAUUCCUACUUGAAGAGACCGAUGCCUUCCUAGGUUCAAACUAUGCCACUGAAAAACAAAGUGCACUGCAUAAUAAUUAUGUAGAUAUUGCAAGUGAACACAUUUUGAAUCUUCUGAACACAAGCCAGAAUGAGUAUUCCACAAUUUUUACUCCUGGGCUUCCAUCUUGUUAUCACCUGUUUGGUGAGAUGUACAACUUAAAGAAAGGCACUCAUGUUCUUGCUAGCCCUGACCAUCAUAAGUCUAUCCGGCAUUUUAUUCAUGUGGCAGCACGGUCCAAAGUGAGAACAGGAGUAAUACCUCUUAAAAGCAAAGAUCUGUGCACCCAUGGUAAUGAUUUGCACAAGUUGCUGAGAAAACAAAAUUCUAGUGGUCACGGAUGUGGGCUCUUGAUAUACCCUGCUCAGUCGUUCUUAUCUGGUGUAUGCCAUCCUUUGAGCUGGAUUGUGGGAGCACAACAAAAUGGAUGGGAAGUCCUUUUAGAUGUUUCCAGUUGCCUUCCCAUGGUUGGAAUUGAUCUUUCUUUAUAUCAACCUGAGUUUGUCAUCGGUUCGCUGCACCACGUGCUUGGAUAUCCUUCUGGUGUUGCUUUUCUGCUAGUUCGAAGGAGUUCUCAUUCUAUAUGUAUCGAGAAGGGAUCAGCUCAGUUAAAAUUAGCCAAACUGCCUGAUAAUGGAAAGAAUGUUCAUGUCGUAACAGAAGGGGAAAAUUUGAAUACCCACAUAUUUGCAGCUUUGAGUUUUGGCUUUGAACAUUUAGAGAGAAUUGGCAUUGUAGCUAUUCAGAAGCGGGUAGAAAGCUUGAUCACUUGGCUGGUCAAGACUCUGAAGUCAUUGAAGCACAAGUUGGAAGAGAAGCCUCUGUUGCAGUUAUACGGAUCUCUGGAUCUGAAGUAUAGAGGCUCUAUUUUGGCAUUCAAUAUCCUCGAUUCCACCGGAAAUAUUUUUCCAGCCAGGCUUGUUCAGCAACUAGCAGUGAAGACUAACAUUUUUUUGGGUGUUGGCACUCUUGGGGAUCUCACUGUGUAUAAUAUUUUGGACCAGAAAUCAGACAAGCAGGUGGAGAGUGCGAGUUCUUAUGCAUCCACUUACAAUUGUGAAGUGAUUCGUCUGUCGCUUGGCCCUAUUUCCACAUACGGUGAUGUAUACAGGCUAGCACAAUUCUUAUCCCGCUUCAGGGAUGAAGAUUACAUGUCAUCUGAAGCUGCUGGUUAUGUUGAAGAGCUUGAGAAUGAAUAUUGAUCAGUUUAAACAAACAGCCAAUGUAUUCUCAUACCAACAGAAGCCCAUGUAAAUAUGUAAUAGACCAUAUGAGGUGAAACUAGCAGACCGUCAGAACUCUGCAUUUCAUUUGGGUGGAAUUCGUCAUGCUGUACAAAGAAUAAAAUAAAACUGCAGAAUAACAGGAAUUGCAUGCAGGGGAGAUGAUACAUUUAGGUGAAACAUUUUGGUAAGAAUAAUGCUAUUUUUCUUGGUUUUCAAGAAGGAAGCACCAAUUGCAAUCAACUGUUUGAUAAAGCAUCAUAAUCAGAAUUCUGUUUGUGCUCUAUGUUGUUGGUACUUUGUUAGGUACCACAAAAUCUUAAUGAGCUUGUUCGCUGCUAUUGGUGCUAUAGACAGUUGACUCUGAUGUUGCCAAAGUGAAAAGGAUUUUGUUGUAGACUUAUGACAGAGCAGUUCUUGAACUAGUGCUAAUCUGGAGAUGAAGGUUCCACUUUCAUCUAAUUGCUCUCAUGGACUACACAGAAAAGGAUGAGUCCAGUUGUAACAUAAUUGGGCAAGGAGGUGCUUUUUCCCACAUA